Molecule: messenger RNA, 2580 nt
Organism: Auanema sp. JU1783
Lineage: Eukaryota; Metazoa; Nematoda; Chromadorea; Rhabditida; Rhabditidae
Source: the annotation of a GenBank genome assembly
AUGGAAGCGCAUGUUGAGGAGUUAGAAGAUGUAACGGAAAGCUUGGUGAUGGAAAACACGCAGAAUGCAGAUGAUUCGUUUCUAAAUCCCUCACCUGUACUUCUGAAAUCGGCUAAGAAAUUGUCAGAGAGGAACUCUCGCACACCAUUAACUAAAAAGUUACUGAAAAGUCCAGUUAUACAAUUUUCUAACCCAGGAACUCCUCUGAGCACUUUCAGACCGAAAAGAAAAUUUGAGAAUGUUAUAAACACUCCUCGUGAGAGAAGGAAAAGUGGGAAUAGCAAGGGUGGUAAACUAAAUAAAACUGAUUUUAAUUUCUGCGGUAUUCCUCGGGAUGUUCAGAACACUUACUGUACUAAAAAGAAAAUAACCAAGCUUUAUGAAUGGCAAGAAGAUUGCUUAUCCGAUCCGAGAUUGUUGAGAGGUAAUAACGUCAUUGUUUCUCUACCCACGGGAGCUGGAAAAACUUUGGUGGCUGAGAUUCUGAUGCUUCGUGAAGCGACUGUAAGAAGAAAAUCAUCAAUCCUUGUUUUACCUUAUGUUGCUAUCGUUCAAGAGAAGAUAACUUCUCUUCAGUUCUUUGAAGACGAUUUUCACGUCCAUAUCGAAGAGUAUGCUUCAUCAAAAGGACGAGUUCCUCCUAUCAAGAGAAGGAAUCGAAACUCUGUCUAUGUGGCUACUAUAGAGAAAGCGAAUAUGAUAAUCAACUCCCUCAUCGAAACAAACCAAAUGGAUAAGAUUGGAUUAGUUGUCGUUGAUGAACUUCAUAUGCUGGGUGACGGUAGAAGAGGAGCUCUGCUGGAACAACUUCUUUUCAAAUUUCUACAGAAGGGCAGUGGCCAAAUCGUUGGGAUGUCCGCUACGCUUUCGAAUAUGCCUCAACUGUCAGAUUUUCUGAAAGCAUAUGUUUAUACGACUGAGUUUCGACCGAUUAAACUGAAUGAAUUCAUGAAAGUGAACAACACUCUCUACCGUGUCUUACCAGGAGGUCGAACAGUUGUCGAGAGAGAUUUCAAAGUUGAUCCAAAGACCGCUCAACAGGAUCCUGAUGGUAUCCAGUUGUUCCUUAGAAAGGUUUUGCCUGACAAAUCGGUCUUGAUUUUCUGCCCUUCGAAAAAGAAUUGUGAAAACGUUGCCCAAAACAUUAGAAAACUUCUACCUUCAGCAAUAAGGCACAAGCGCUUGGAAGAUAAACAGAAGCUGGUGAAUGCCAUUAAAGCGGAUAAUGAUGGAAAAAUUGAUCGUGUACUAGAAGAGAUCAUUCUAGCUGGAAUCUCUUAUCACCAUUCAGGAUUGACUCAUGAGGAACGAAAACAUGUUGAAGCCGGAUAUUGCGAAGGCAUUUUGAAUAUACUCUGUUGUACUUCUACAUUAGCUGCUGGAGUCAACCUUCCUGCCAGACUUGUGAUUAUCAAGUCACCUCAUGUUGGAAUAGAAUUCAUAAAGAAAUCUCAAUAUCUUCAAAUGAUCGGUCGGUCAGGGCGUGCAGGUUUUGAUGAUGAAGGAGACAGUAUAACGAUAGUUAAACCAGCUGAUGAAAGAAAGUUCCGUGAACUUCUUCUGAGUGAUAUUCCCUCUUGCAAUAGCCCCCUCUUAGAUCAAAGUCUACUGUCAGCUUUCAUUUUGGAUAUUGUAACUCUCAACAUGGCCGAUUCUAAAGAAGAAUUAAUGAAUGUAAUCCAGGAUACUUUACUCUAUAUUCAACAGGGAAAAGAAGAAUGCGAGAAGUUAAUCGACGAAGCUUUGACUUAUCUCAAGAAUCAAGAGUUGAUUGUGAAUCCAAACAAAAAAAUCAAAGCCACAGAACUGGGAUUAUCUGCGUUCAGAGCAAACUUCCAACCAGAAGAAGUUGCUGAGCUGACAUCAAAUUUGAAAGAGGCAUUGAAUAAGGGUGUUGUGUUCUCAUCUUGCUUUCAUCUUCUAUAUGUCAUAGCUCCAUAUGAUAUUGAAUGUGACAUAGAUUGGGAUCUAUUCUACAAAGAGUACAAAAACCUCACAAGCUCUGAGAAAUUACUCUUGAAAACAAUGGGAAUUCCUGAACAUGUUAUUCUGAAAAGGAUCCAGAAGAAGGAACGCAUGAGAGCGGGAGAGCCUCCGAUGAGAUUAUACAUAGCGCUUAUGCUUCAAAAAAUUUGGGAACAGAAAGCCUGCUGGGAGGUUUCCGAACUUUUUGGUGUCGAUAGAGGCUGGCUUUCACAAACCCUACAAAGUUCAAUUUGUCAGGCUGCAUCUAUAUCAAAAUUCAGCGAUACUCAGAAAGACCUCUGGCCUAUGAAGUUACUUCUCCCUGAACUUGUAAAAAAGCUAUCCGAUUGUAAGAAUACCGAAAUGAUUCCAUUACUAUCUAUAAAUGGAGUUAAACGCGCACGAGCACAACAGCUUUAUUCUGCAGGUUAUAGAACAGUGAACGAUAUAGCAAAGAUGACGACCUCAGAUAUGAUGUCUGCUUUGAAAACCGCAAUAAGAAAACACGAAGCUCAAAAGAUUAUUAACAGUGCUAAAGCGUUAGUUCGAGAUCAGAUAGACGAAAAGUUUGAAGAAUUAGAAGAAUAUGGACUCACCAUUAACGAUAUUAAAUAG